Molecule: messenger RNA, 2922 nt
Organism: Physella acuta
Lineage: Eukaryota; Metazoa; Mollusca; Gastropoda; Physidae
Product: putative cytochrome P450 12a5, mitochondrial
Molecular function (GO): heme binding; iron ion binding; oxidoreductase activity, acting on paired donors, with incorporation or reduction of molecular oxygen
Source: RefSeq, a predicted model, not a curated record
AAUAUAGCUGCAUGUUGUGCUAUGGUGUCUCAAGGUCAAUCUAUGCUGCUGCGAGUGCGUUAAGCUGGAAACUGGGUCAGUGGUAGGAAGACACGUUCGCUGUGGGACUGUACACUGAAAAUCUUUAAGCGAACUUAGUCGUAAGUAAUGAUGAUAAGAUAUGCCAUUGUUUCAAGGGUUAUUCCAAACGUAAUCAAAAACCAACCAAUUAGAUGGACGUCAGUGGCCAGUAGUGCUAACAAAGAUGAGGUGAAACCUUUUGAAGAGAUCCCAGGUCCGAAAGGACUUUACAACUUGCCUGUCAUUGGAUCUGUCCUGCAUUUCAAACCGUUCGGUAAAUAUACACCUUAUACAACACACAAGCUUAUUGACAGCUUACACGAAAAGUAUGGGCCUGUGGUUCGAGUCCAGCUUGGAAGAAAAUGUGUCUUGUUGGAGGACAUAAAAGACAUUGAGACGGUCUUCAGAAAUGAGGGCAAAUAUCCAAACAGACCUGGAAUUGAUAUUUCCAAAGUUGUUUUUGAGAGGAAUGGAUUUAAGUUAGGACUUGCACAAAUCCAAGGAGAAGAGUGGCAUGCCCUGAGAACUCCAGUCAACAAAAGACUAAUGAAAGCUGACUCGGCCUAUCAUUACCUGGUCCCACAGAACGCCGUAGCUGAUGAUUUUGUUAACAUUUUGGCCACUAAAAAGUUGACACCGGAUGAAAUGAAAGAUCUUUUCUUUCGUUUUGCAUCUGAAAGUAUAGCAGUGGUGACAUUUAACACCAGACUGGGGUUCCUGGAUCAGUCGUCAGAUAAGGAGUCAUCAGAGUUUCUUGAAGCCACUAAAAGAGUUUUCACUUUAAUAGCUGAUGCUGUGAGUGGAAAAACGUUCUCCUAUAAAUGGUACAAGAGCAAAACCUAUAUGGAAUUGGAGAGAUCUUUCUUUGCCAUUCGAAAAAAUUCGAGGAAACAUGCUUUAAAAGCACGUGAAAUAAUUGAACAACAAAAGAAAGAUGGAACGUUAAACCCAGAAGAACCAAACUUGCUUCUCUCCCUUGUAUCAGAAAAAGGUCUACAAGAUGAAGACGUCAGUAAUUUACUGGACUCACUUUAUAUGGCUGGUACAGAUUCUACAGCAAAGAACCUUCAGGUUUUCUUCUACAACUUGGCUAAAAACCCAGACAAACAGGAAAUCCUCAGAAAAGAAAUUUUGGAAGUUGUUGGGGAAUCCGGUGUCGUUGAUGCUAAAGCCCUGUCAAAAAUGUCCUACUUGAAACACUGUCUCAAGGAAUCUUUUAGACUGAACUACCCAACCGUAACAGGUGUUUUAAGAAUCCUGCCGAAAGAUAUUGUUGCCAGUGGUUACAACAUUCCUGCUGGAACUACAGUAUUAAUGAGCAACCCAAGAGCCGCCAAAAAAGGCUUUGAAGACCCAGACAAGUUUAUCCCAGAGAGAUGGAUGAGGGCAGAUGACGGUCGUAAACAGGAAAACACAAACAGCAUGGCGGUUAUACCGUUUGGUCAUGGACCACGUAACUGCAUUGGCAGACGUUUUGCUGUUCAGGAAAUUUAUCUGGCAGCUUCUAAAGUUCUUCAGAAGCUAAAGAUAGAAGUGGAACCGGAAUCCUGGAAUACAGAAUUUAUCUACACAGCUUUCAUUGACACGGAGAAACCUAUCAGAUUUAAGUUUACAAAGAUUCAGUAGGUUGAAUUGUGCAAGAGCAUUAUUUACUUAAACUGUAAAAAAACAAAUUAUUUUUGAUUGAAAACAAAAGAAAGUUUUAUUAAGUAUUGUUAUUGAUAAUUUUUAAAUACAAAUUUUAUUGUAUUUUGCCAAAGAUUAUAUUUUAUUCAGCGUUAUAUUAUCUAUGUAAUAGAUUUACUUAAUGUUGAAUGUUUAGUUUGAGUGUUAGUGUUAACAGUAUUGAAUUAAAAUACAAUGUGGUAUUCUUUACAAAUCUAAACGCUAAUUGCAAUAUUUUCUUAAAAUAAUAAAGAAUUUUAAAACACCAUUGCUGUAAGUAUCAAUACUUUAAUAAUAAAUACGGGAUAUGAAAUUCAUGUGUUCUUUACAUAUUGCUCAUUUUUAAUACUAUUAGCAAUAAUUUUUCAACGCGAAAAGAUAUUUAUAAGAAAGUAGAGGUGAUUAGUUCUAAAAAAUGUUACAUACGAUUGUAAACGUAUUUUAUAUUUCUUGUUGUAAAUGUGUUUUUAAUACUCCAUACUAUGAAUGCAUAUUGAAUUAAUGUUACUCAUAUUUCAGUUCAUGUGAUGUAAUAUGUCAAAAUACGAACUAAAUCAGAAUUUUUUUUUAAAUAUCUCCAAAUUUUUAUCGUUUGUGUUGGUCACUCAUACAAUAAUAUGCCUUCGAUAUUGACAAAAAAAUGUAAUAACGCAGAUUAUCUUUAAGAGCACGUUUCUUUUCUGUGUGUUAUACCCUCUAUACAGCGUGCUAUAAGGUAGAGCGUACCUGGACGUCUGGAGUUAUAUUCUGGGCUUAAGUCUGAAGAAUGUCCCUUAGUCCAUCUAAUGGUGAUAGGAACCUGACUUCAGAUAGGGAAUGAGAUGGUUACUGACUAUAAUAUAACAGGUGAACUUUACUUAAUCUGCACCGUGUACCGCCAGGUUUGAAAUAGUAUCUUUACUUAUAGCAUUUAAUAAAAUUUGUGUAACGGUGGCUUUUAUGUGCAAUGUAGUAUAGGGGGUUGAUGCUUGCAUAGAGCAAUGUUAUAUAUUACUGCCUUUAGUUUAUUUUGUAAAACUUCUAUAACUCUAAGAAUUCUACUAUUCAGAAAGGUAAGACGAAUAAGUUGACACUACUGGCAAAGACACUGCUUCUUUAAAGAAUAACUUAGAGAUUAUCUUGUUGUUUUAAUGUAAUUAUAGUCUGAGAUGUAAAUACAUUAAAUUAAUUGUUUAAAAACUUCAAUUGUUCAUUAUU